Zalophus californianus (California sea lion) is the source of this 2294-nucleotide messenger RNA. RefSeq names its product Kruppel like factor 7 (gene KLF7). Bases 471 to 1382 code for a protein of 303 amino acids. Gene Ontology annotation, molecular function: DNA-binding transcription factor activity, RNA polymerase II-specific; RNA polymerase II cis-regulatory region sequence-specific DNA binding. Gene Ontology annotation, biological process: regulation of transcription by RNA polymerase II. The transcript is spliced from 4 exons. The record is from RefSeq and is a predicted model, not a curated record. NCBI's taxonomy places the organism in Eukaryota, Metazoa, Chordata, Mammalia, Carnivora, Otariidae.
GGAAGGGAAGGGGGGAGAGAAGCGAUCGCGAGAAAAAAAAAAUGCAACCUCCCAAAAUAAAGAGCAAAGAUUGCAUUAGGAGCGAACAGCGCUGCAGAAAUAGAUGGCAGCUUCGUGUCAGUGAGUUUGCAUCCCCCUUCCUGAUCCACGAGCUGGAGUGAUUAGAGCCCUGGAAGGGAAUUGUUACUCCCGUGGAGAAGUCCCCUUUUCCUGGCAGCCGUCUGCACUUGUACAUGCUGGAUGCCUCUCUCCAUCCACCCCACUCACUCUCUCCUCUCUCACCUCCUCUCUUCCUCUCUCCUGCAUUGAUUUUUUUUUUCCUUUUUAGUUGACUGAAAAAAACAAAACAAAACAAAAGGGCCACUGGAUGUCUGCCUUCUUGGGGGGUGAGCCAGACAGACUGACAAACAAACAGACCCAACUGUGUUCGGGGGAGGGUUUCUCCUCCCGUUUUGCCCGGCAGCAGCAGCAUGGACGUGUUGGCUAGUUAUAGUAUAUUCCAGGAGCUACAACUUGUCCACGACACCGGCUACUUCUCAGCUUUGCCAUCCCUGGAGGAGACCUGGCAGCAGACAUGCCUUGAAUUGGAACGCUACCUACAGACGGAGCCUAGGAGGAUCUCGGAGACCUUCGGUGAGGACUUGGACUGUUUCCUCCAUGCUUCUCCUCCCCCGUGCAUUGAGGAGAGCUUCCGGCGCUUGGACCCGCUGCUGCUCCCUGUGGAAGCCACCAUCUGCGAGAAGAGCUCGGCAGUGGACAUUCUUCUCUCUCGGGACAAGUUGCUAUCUGAGACCUGCCUCAGCCUCCAGCCAACCAGCUCUUCUCUAGACAGCUACACAGCCGUCAACCAGGCCCAGCUCAACGCAGUGACCUCAUUAACGCCCCCAUCGUCCCCUGAGCUCAGCCGCCAUCUGGUCAAAACCUCACAGACUCUCUCAGCCGUGGAUGGCACGGUGACGUUGAAACUGGUGGCCAAGAAGGCUGCACUCGGCUCGGUCAAGGUGGGAGGGGUGGCCACGGCAGCGGCGGCCGUGGCGGCAGCUGGGACAGUUAAGAGCGGACAGAGCGACAGUGAGCAAGGAGGGGUGGGGGCCGAGGCAUGCCCCGAAAACAAGAAGAGGGUUCACCGCUGUCAGUUUAACGGGUGCCGGAAAGUUUAUACAAAAAGCUCCCACCUAAAGGCCCACCAGAGGACUCACACAGGUAGUGAGAAGCCUUAUAAGUGCUCAUGGGAAGGGUGUGAAUGGCGUUUUGCACGAAGCGAUGAGCUCACGAGGCACUACAGGAAACACACAGGUGCAAAGCCCUUUAAAUGCAACCACUGCGACAGGUGUUUUUCCAGGUCUGACCAUCUUGCCCUCCAUAUGAAGAGACAUAUCUAAAACCCCUAAAGGCCAGAGUUGUCAUGGCGUCGGCCGUUGUCUGAAGGAAAUGCCGUGAGGCAGGGGGCUGGACUUCAGGCGGGGUUCCAUUACCUCGCAGAAGAAAGUUCUCACUCAUAAACCUCUGUGUACACACACACACACACACACACACACACACACACACACACACACACACACACACACACACACACGCACGCACUCACAUAGACCCACACACACACACACUGUCAUGCACUCAGCUAUAUUUAAAAUAUAUACGUCUAUUCUUUAUGCCUUGCCCUUGCCAGAUGGUAGAAGACGAAGAAGAAGGAAACCAGGUGAACUCAGCAAGGCAGACUGGCUGCUUACUUCAGCACUAUUGGAAUUAUUUCCCGCUGUUGCCAAUGGAAAUCAAAGAAAAUGGAUGUGACGUCUCUGCAGGUGGACGGCAGUAAGAGGGGCUUAUUUAACUUGCUUCUCAGUGCAACUUGAUAGGAGAAUACAACGUCGUAAAGUUGCAUAUGUGUAGCACUAAUGUUUCUUUUUAAAUAGUUGGGGGAAAAUGACCUAGAAAACCAAAUUGCAGUUUGGUAGCCAAAAUUAACUCUUGGUUUAUUUGUCCUUUGUGUGUGAAAAGUCCUACUAUUCCGUGCGUCCGACUUCCUCACAGAACUGUUGAUCGGUUUUGGUUCUUCUUAGUACUAUUGAGAUCUUUCGAGUCGAUACCAACGGCCUUAGCGGCGGCAGACUCUGGAAUAACACCUUACACCUUUCUGGCCUGCAUUUCUCUAGACUUCACUCUCAAGGGAGGAGUUUUCUUUUCUUACUUUUUGACUCUUGCACACCAUAUGCACUAGGGAUUCUGGAAACUUCUAGCAUGACUGCAAAGUGGCCAAGAGAAUAAAGUCCUUGAUGAUAAAUCACAGUAUA